Messenger RNA from Lytechinus variegatus (green sea urchin), 3023 nucleotides. RefSeq lists its product as uncharacterized. The record is from RefSeq and is a predicted model, not a curated record. Bases 183 to 761 code for a protein of 192 amino acids. The transcript is spliced from 5 exons. NCBI's taxonomy places the organism in Eukaryota, Metazoa, Echinodermata, Echinoidea, Temnopleuroida, Toxopneustidae.
CAUUUUGUAUGAAAGGGGUUAACUAUUAUGAACUAUUACAUGGACGGACUUGAGCAUGAUUUGAUUCAAACGUCGAUUUGUGUCUGAUAAUUAUGUAAUAAUCUGUAAUAUUUCCUGUACAUCCAUUAUCGGCUGUAUGCUUUGUCUAUUACAGUAUACUCUAUGAAGAAAAGUAGUCAACGAUGGACGAACCAGAAGGGACUGAGCAGGCGGGUCAGCCUGCAGAUGGUCAGUCAAACACAAGUGAAAUGCUGAAAUACCUUAACAUGCAAAAACCAGGAUCGGAUCAAGUCCAAAGACUCCCCAAGCUUCUAGGAGAACCAUCAGAAGCCAUCAAAGUCUUUGAGGAAUACAAUAGGAUUGUCUUUUCAGACGAGAUCCAGAGCAUGUUUAAUGACAAGCUGGAUUUCACCAAACCUGAUGUACUCUCAGAAAUGCAGAAUGUUUGGCGCCGUGCAAGCUGCCUUACUCUAGAACGUUGCGGAUUGGACCAAUUCAAACCACUUUUUGCACCAGGAAAAAUCCAGAGCAUGCAUCGCCUUAUGAUGGCUGCAUAUGGAGACUGCCCAGAGGUGGUAAAGAUGCUGUCUUACAUGAGUGAACCAGCCACGCCCUUGCCUCUUCCUAGCGCAUUGGAGGUUGGUGAUGAAAUGCCUGCCAAUCUUCAACUUGUAUCAUUGCACGGUAAACUUAUGAAGCUUUCUGAUCUUCAUAACAACAAGGAUAGACCAACGAUGAUCCUGGCUUCAUCAGCCUCCUGACCUCCGCUUAGGGCCUGCGUAAUAGGUGGUACGCUUGCAGAUAUUGUUCGUGACUACCGAAACCAGGUCGAUUUCUUAGCCGUCUACCUCGCUGAAGCUCAUGCCAAAGGUCAAUGGCCCCUAGGAAGUAACAACAGUUACACGAAAGAACACAAGUCUCUUCAAGAAAGAAUCGCUGCAGCUAAAGACCUUCUUAAAAUAGAUGCAGAUACAUAUAAUUGCAUGAGCGAUGACAUCGCUGAUGUGUCAAAAUUUCGUAUCGUCGUUGACCAAAUGGACAACCUCUUCUCCAGGAUGUUCAACGCGUACCCAGAUCGGGUGGUAUUCAUACGCGAAGGGAAGAUUGUGUAUUUUGGUAAAAACAUCUUAGGACAAAUGCAAGACCCUUCAAGAUUGAUGACACACGAAGCACGUGAAUGGUUAGAAGAAAAUGUUGGAUCUGCUUUCAUUUAAUAUAGAAGGAAGUGUUUGUCAUGGUGAUGAAGAUGUGUUCGACCAAAACGAGUUUGUUCAUAAACUUACCAAAUAUUAUGGCUUGGGUUAACAAAUAAAAUAUAAGCAUCGCCUGUGUCACUAUUUACCAGUCCUUUUGGUCAACCUAGCAAACACAACAGGUUUUCAAAAGGUUGACAUUGUUUAGGUCACUUUUUCAUUGUAGGUAUAAAUCAAUUAGAAUACUGACAACGACAAUAUCUCUUAUGUCAUGAGUGUACGGUGAUGAUAAUAUCGACUUGUAUUGCAUGAUGUAGUAAGCUAUAACCGCACCGACACAAUGGCGCCAAAAUAUCUAAAGGGGCCUUGUAUGACGUAUAAGCCAAGAUUUAUAAAAUAGCUCCGAGGGGCGGAGUUAGCAAGCAUUUUUUGUUUACUUUUUCAAAUACAAAAAAUGUAUUCUUGUGAUGAAAUUCUGAUAUGAUAUUCAGAAAAAUGAUAUCUCAUAUCUCCCAUUUCCCUUUCUUUUCUUAUUUUUCAUGGUCGUGAAAACUGUCAUUAUUGAGGGGUCCAUCAUGACCCCCAGCCCAACUCUCCUCAUAGGUAGCCCAUUUUUUGUUAUAACAUCACCGUUUUAGGUUGGUUGUAGUUAGAUCUUGAUCCUAUGAUGUUCUUCCAAAACCACUGCAGUUUAAGGAACAAUUUUUUCCAUUGCCUAUACAUUUUAUGUACAUUUACACAAAAGAACACUCAGCCUGACACACACUAUCACUUUCCAUAUACAUGUACGUGUAUAUUGCCUCAUUUUUCACAAUGAAUUACAUACAAAAUAACAAAUUUGAAAAUUGAAGAAGUUCUUGUUGACUUUUGACACACAAUUUGAGAUGUUUACAUCAUGUACAUAUCAUAAAUAAUUAUUUUCAUACCGGGCUUGCAUCCAUAUGGUUCAGAAUAAAACGCCACAACAAUUAAUGACUAACAAAUAAUUAACAAAUUACCACAAAGAAUGCCGAUUCUUGUAAAUUGAACAACAAAAAGUUUUAUUAUAUGACAAGUGAGAGCGUUAUGUACAUAAUAGUAAUGUUUAGAUAUAUUUGCAAUAUUUGUUAAAUAAAAGCCCCUGCAUUGGAUUUUGUUCAAUAGACCUAUAUCUAAAGCUUUUACACAUAGGCCUAUAGAGUCAAACUACACUGAUAUAAUUCACUUAACAUGCAUUGUUAUUAACAUCGUAUUCUUAUUAAUUAUUGCUAAUAAGUUAUAAUAAUAUGUUCUUAUUGUUAUUACUUUGGUCAUCAUCUUAAUUGCUUCAUUGUAGAUUAUACGUACAACAAUAAGUGUCAAAUGAAGGUAUGAAAUGAUUUCAUUAUAUUCAUUCCGUAAAAUAUAUAAAUAUAUAUAUAUAUAUAUAUACUCCAUAGAAAAGGCAUUAAAAUAUACGUUCUCGACAUUUUAUAAUCGUAAUAUUGAAAUAAAAAAUGGAUAAUGUGUCUAGCAUAAAUUGGAUUUAUUGGAUUGAUUCUUCGAUUAUGCACAUCAUCUCCGUGUGAAACAUAGCCUAUAUAAGCACGAUCAAGUUUUCAUCUGAAUUUAGAAUAUGUGUACAUGGUGUAGGUUUAUAAUUCGGGUUAGUAAUCAUAUUGGCAAUUGAUAUCUUUGAGGUGAUUGUAUAUAUUGAUUGGCGUAGACAAAACUUAUGACAUUCUAACAAAAAAUAAACCACUAUUUGUGAGAAUUGAUGAAAUAUACUGUUUCUGCCUUUCAAUGCAUCCAGUAACCCUCAAUAAUAUUGUGUUUCGUGUGCAGACUAAAAUAAAGUUUACGUAAGAUUUA